Molecule: messenger RNA, 711 nt
Organism: Babesia microti strain RI
Lineage: Eukaryota; Apicomplexa; Aconoidasida; Piroplasmida; Babesiidae
Product: proteasome activator subunit 2 (PA28 beta)
Exons: 4
Coding region: 1-711 (236 amino acids)
Biological process (GO): regulation of G1/S transition of mitotic cell cycle; positive regulation of endopeptidase activity; regulation of proteasomal protein catabolic process
Cellular component (GO): proteasome activator complex; nucleoplasm; cytoplasm
Molecular function (GO): endopeptidase activator activity
Source: RefSeq, a predicted model, not a curated record
AUGGCCAAAUGUAUCAACUUAGACAAAAUAGAACCAUUAGACCCUGUAGUUAGAGAUCAGUACAAACAAUUCAAGUUAGAUGUUACGCUGCAGGCUCUCGAUUCUUUUCGCCAAGGCAUCCCAAAAAAAAUCCUAUACUUCAACAACCUCCUAAAGCUAAACCACACUGUUGGAAGACUAUUUUUUGCAAAUGAUCUUGACAAGGACUCAUUUAAACCAACUAUUUGUGAUAUAUCUAAAAGGGGAAGGGAAGGUGAAUUGAUUGUGCCUUCCCAUAGACAAAUUGUCGAAGAACUGGAACGGAUAAAAGAUGAAGCCUCGGAGUUGAUCGAAAUGGUGGGUAACAUAAAGUUGUGGAUCCAACUAAACAUUCCUAGGAUAGAAGACGGUAACAACUUUGGAGUGGGAAUACAGGAAGAAGUGAUACAGGAACUUGCGCGUGUAGAAGACAGCGCGUUCAAUCUUUUCGACGCCAUCGUUAAGUAUUACAUGGCCCGUGCCAAGUUGUCUACUAAAGUAAUUAAGUACCCAAAUGUAUUGGAUUAUCAAGAAGCAAUUAGGGAAUUGGACGAAAAGGAAUGGAUUCACACUAAAAUCGCUAAGGUGGAUAUGAGAAAUAAUUAUAGUAUGCUUUACGAACUACUGUCAAAGAACUGGGAAAAGGUGGUAAAACCUAAGAGUGAAGAUGCCCACUCCCAUAUGACAUUUUAG